Molecule: messenger RNA, 471 nt
Organism: Dufourea novaeangliae
Lineage: Eukaryota; Metazoa; Arthropoda; Insecta; Hymenoptera; Halictidae
Exons: 2
Coding region: 1-471 (156 amino acids)
Cellular component (GO): respiratory chain complex IV; mitochondrion
Source: RefSeq, a predicted model, not a curated record
AUGUCUUCCACAAAAAUGAACGAAAGUCAUGUUGCGGAUGGAAUGAGGUACGCAUAUACAGAGAAUGACAAUGAUGCUGUAAAGAAAGAACCUCCUAAUACGAAUUCGGAGCAAAUUGAAAAAAAAGAAAAGAAAAAAAUAACUAUAGAAGUAGAUGAAGAUGAUCCGUGUCUCAAGGGUAAAGAGGGAGACGUACUCAGUAAAUCAGUGAUUCGGGUUCCUGGAACGGAUCCACGAUUUCAGCAACAAAAUCAGACGUUACGUUGUUGGGUAAUGUACACCGAUUUCUAUCGCUGUGAACAUAUUUUAGGGGAAGGUUCGGACGCGUGUGCCUGGUUCAAACAAGUUUUCACGACUAUAUGCCCGAAGUAUUGGAUUGAUCAUUGGGACAAUCUCAGAGCGGAAGGCAAAUUUCCUUGGCAUAAAUAUAAAACGCAAGGAGAAUUUCCUGGUGAUAAAUACGGAGUUUAG